AUGGGCGCGGCGACUUGGUACGCGAUAGGGAACGUCCUGAGCUCGGUCGCGAUCGUCUUGGUCAACAAGAGAGUGCGCCGCCGCCAUGCUCCGCCACCGCCGCUGCUUCUAGCCUGCAACCUCUUUGAGCUGCCGUCGAGCCCGAUGCCCGAGGCCGACAAGUUCAAGGUCGCCUUUGCGGGCGUCGCCUCCAUCGGCUUCAUGAACGUCUCCCUCUCGCUCAACAGCGUCGGAUUCUACCAGGUCACCAAGCUCACCAUAGUGCCUGUCACGCUGCUGAUCAACUUCUACAUGUACACCGUCUCGACCACGCACAAGGUCAAGCUCUCUCUUCUCAUCCUCCUCGCCGGCGUCGGCAUCGCCACCGUCUCCGACGUCGAUCUGAGGCCGCUCGGCCUGGCCUUUGGCGUCCUCGCCGUCCUCUCCACCGCCAUGUUCCAGAUCUGGCAGGGCACGAAGCAAAAAGAGUACGGUAUGAGCGGCACGCAGCUGCAGUACUCGGUCUCCUUCUACCAGGCCCUCUCCUCCUGCGGCUUAUCCCUCGCCGUCGAGAGCUUCUGCCUCGCGCCGCAGCAGCUCGACGGCAGAGGCGUGCCCGCGCAGCGGCGAACCUCCGCCGUCGCGCCUCGCGCCAGCACCAUCCUCGCGACGUGCUUCCUGGCCCUGCUCGUCAACUGGUGCUCCUUCGGCCUCAUCGGCAAGACGUCCCCCAUCACCUUCCAGGUCGUUGGCCAUGCAAAGACGUGCCUCGUCCUCAUCGGCGGGUACGUCUUCUUCCCCGUCGCGGGGGACGCGCAGCAGCUGUACAACAACAUCGCGGGCGUCACCGUCGCGAUGUUUGGGGUUGUCCUGUAUGGCCACCUCAAGCACGCAAGCAGCGAGGGCAAGCCCGACUGCCUCGACUCGUGCUGCCCCGCGCCAAUCUCACGCUGCCUCGACGUCAAUAAGUACGCCACCGUCUCCCCGUCCGAGACGGAGGGGCUCACGCGCCACGAUCCAGACGACUCCAAGCGAAACACCGGCCCCGACUAA
This is a messenger RNA of Emiliania huxleyi CCMP1516, 1032 nucleotides long. RefSeq lists its product as hypothetical. The record is from RefSeq and is a predicted model, not a curated record. Bases 1 to 1032 code for a protein of 343 amino acids. Gene Ontology annotation, cellular component: Golgi apparatus. The transcript is spliced from 6 exons. Gene Ontology annotation, molecular function: nucleotide-sugar transmembrane transporter activity; antiporter activity. Lineage: Eukaryota; Haptophyta; Isochrysidales; Noelaerhabdaceae.